CGGGGCGAAGCAGCGUUGACCACAGGGCCUCUGUGUUCUGUGUCCUCGGCCGCCGCCCCCGCUGCCGCGCUGUAUCCGCCCCUCGCCUGCCCUUAGAGGGUACAGGCGACAGCCGUUUCUCUGGGUGGUCGCGCAGCCGCCAGACGUCUCCGCCGAGCUGCUUUUUCUAGCUGGCUGCUGUUCUCGGCUCGGUCCAGGUCGGGGGGUGGGGGGGGGUGGGGAGUAGGGAAAAAUGGCGCCGGCGCCCCAAGGCGUUCGGGAGGAGCCGCUGCUGGAGUGUGGGUCAAGAUUGCUUUCCCGGCUGCUCUUCCUCGCCCAGGCAGUGCUGCUCCUGCUGCCAGCCUCCCGUGCAGGCCUCUGCCCCGCGCCCUGCUCCUGCCGCAUCCCGCUGCUGGACUGCAGUCGCAGGAAACUACCAGCGCCCAGCUGGAGGGCGCUGGCGACCUCGCUGCCCCCCGAUGCCGUCAGCCUGGAUUUGAGUCAUAAUCGGUUGUCUAACUGGAACAUCAGCUUGGAGUCUCAAACAUUACAAGAAGUGAAAAUGAAUUAUAAUGAACUAACAGAAAUCCCGUAUUUUGGAGAACCAACUUCUAAUAUAACUCUCCUCUCGUUAGUUCAUAAUAUAAUCCCGGAAAUAAAUGCAGAAGUGUUCCAGUUUUACCCUGCUCUCGAGACUUUAGAUCUCAGCUCAAAUCUAAUAUCAGAAAUCAAGACAUCUUCAUUUCCUCGAAUGCAGCUUAAAUAUCUGAAUUUGAGUAAUAAUAGGAUAACCGUCUUGGAGGCUGGUUGCUUUGAUAAUUUGUCAAGUUCCUUAUUAGUGGUGAAGUUAAACAGGAACAGAAUUAGCAUGAUUCCACCCAAGAUCUUCAAGCUACCUCACCUCCAGUUCUUGGAACUUAAAAGAAACAGGAUUAAAGUUGUGGAGGGUCUCACAUUCCAAGGGCUUGACUCCUUAAGAUCUUUGAAAAUGCAACGGAAUGGAAUUAGCAAACUUAAGGAUGGAGCUUUUUUUGGCUUGGAUAACAUGGAAGAAUUAGAACUGGAGCAUAAUAACCUUACAGAAGUGAACAAGGGGUGGUUGUACGGCUUGCGAAUGUUACAGCAGCUCUACGUGAGCCAGAAUGCUGUUGAAAGAAUCAGCCCUGAUGCGUGGGAGUUCUGCCAAAGACUGUCUGAACUUGAUUUGUCCUAUAACCAGUUGACCCGUCUGGAUGAAUCUGCCUUUGUGGGUCUGAGCUUACUGGAGAGACUGAAUUUAGGGGACAACAGAGUCACUCACAUUGCUGAUGGUGUAUUUAGGUUUCUUUCCAAUCUACAAACACUAAACUUAAGAAACAAUGAAAUUUCAUGGGCCAUAGAAGAUGCUAGUGAAGCCUUUGCUGGACUCACAAGUCUCACUAAAUUAAUCUUACAAGGAAAUCAGAUUAAGUCAGUUACAAAGAAAGCAUUCAUUGGUCUUGAGUCCCUUGAGCAUCUAGAUUUGAACAACAAUGCUAUAAUGUCUAUCCAAGAAAAUGCUUUUUCCCAGACUCGCUUGAAAGAACUGAUUCUGAACACAAACAGUUUGCUCUGUGACUGCCAUUUGAAAUGGUUGCUUCAGUGGCUGGUUGAUAACAACUUUCAACAUUCUGUGAAUGUAAGCUGUGCACACCCUGAAUGGCUUGCAGGGCAAAGCAUCCUGAAUGUGGAUCUGAAAGAUUUUGUCUGUGAUGAUUUGCUCAAGCCACAGAUAAGAACUCAUCCUGAAACCACAGUUGCUCUGAGAGGCGUGAAUGUGACUCUGACAUGCACUGCAGUGAGCAGCAGUGAUUCACCCAUGUCUGCUCUGUGGCGCAAAGACAGUGAAGCCUUGUAUGAUGCUGAUAUUGAGAAUUUUGUUCGUUAUCAGCAACAGGCUGGAGAAGCUCUGGAAUAUACUAGUGUCCUACAUCUUUUCAAUGUAAAUUUCACAGAUGAAGGAAAAUAUCAGUGUAUUAUUACUAAUCACUUUGGUUCUAACUAUUCUCAUAAAGCCAAACUGACUGUGAAUGAGAUGCCAUCUUUUCUGAAAACUCCGAUGGAUCUCACUAUUCGCACUGGUGCCAUGGCCAGACUAGAAUGUGCAGCGGAGGGGCACCCUGCACCUCAGAUUUCCUGGCAGAAAGAUGGUGGUACUGACUUCCCUGCGGCGCGAGAGAGACGCAUGCAUGUCAUGCCUGAGGAUGACGUCUUCUUCAUUGCAAAUGUGAAAAUAGAAGACAUGGGAAUCUAUAGCUGCAUGGCACAGAAUAUAGCAGGCGGUCUCUCAGCAAAUGCCUCACUCAUCGUGUUAGAGACACCCUCAUUUAUUAGACCCCUGGAGGACAAGACAGUAACCCGAGGUGAAACUGCAGUAUUACAGUGCAUAGCUGGAGGGAGUCCCGCCCCUCGCCUCAACUGGACCAAAGAUGAUGGACCUUUGCUGGUGACAGAACGACACUUCUUUGCUGCAGCCAACCAGCUUCUUAUCAUCGUAGAUGCUGGGCUAGAUGAUGCUGGGAAAUAUACCUGCAUUAUGUCAAACACUCUUGGGACAGAACGUGGUCACAUUUACCUAAAUGUGAUUUCAUCCCCCAAUUGUGACUCUUCCCAGAGUAGCAUUGGACAUGAAGAUGAUGGUUGGACCACAGUUGGCAUUGUGAUCAUUGUUGUGGUCUGCUGUGUAGUGGGUACCUCUUUGAUCUGGGUCAUUGUUAUUUACCACAUGAGAAGGAAAAACGAAGACUACAGCAUCACGAACACAGAGGAACUCAAUCUGCCUGCAGACAUUCCCAGCUACUUAUCUUCCCAAGGAACACUGUCUGAACCACAGGAAGGCUACAGCAACUCUGAGGCAGGCAGUCAUCAGCAACUUAUGCCUCCUGCCAAUGGAUAUUUACACAAAGGCACUGAUGGUGGCACUGGCACCCGAGUUAUCUGCUCGGAUUGCUAUGACAAUGCUAACAUCUACUCCCGGACCCGAGAAUACUGUCCGUACACCUAUAUUACUGAAGAGGAUGUUCUGGAUCAGACACUGUCCAGCCUCAUGGUCCAGAUGCCCAAAGAGACUUACUUGGCACAUCCUCCCCAAGAUGCCACUACCCUGGAGAGCCUGGUGUCGUCAGCAGAUAGAGAGAGAUCUGCCUUUCCCACCAACCAUGAGCGGAUAAAUGAGAAGAAACUUUCCUCCACACAGAUGAGCAGUGAAACCUUGCAGCGGCCUCUGUGGAACAUAAGCAGAGAACCAGGUAUGCCUCAUCCUCCUUUUCCCCAGCAGUCAGUCCUUGAGUCAUCACCACUCCAUCAAAACGAGGGCCUGGCAGAGAGUGAUCCAGACUGUUCCACUUCCCCCAUACCCUGUCACAGGUUACACGACCACACUUUUGAUUUUAGUAGGACUCGGAACAUUCAAGAUGGCAGUGAGGGCACAUGAAACUCACUCUAGGAUGAAAUUUCAGCAGACUCAGAUUAGUUGAUUUUGUAUUUACUACCUCAGAGUUCAGAAGAAACCCCAGAGUCAGCAUUUGCUUUACUUACGUCUACAAUUCUAUCUGACCACACCAAGGUAGGCUGGGCAUUCGUUUGGCUUAUACUUGAUGAAGAAAGGGUAACGGCUGACCGAAAUGGGUACAUCUAAUAGAAAAUGUGCAACCCGGGCAGAGGAAGAUAAAGGACAAAGUGCUUUCUGAUGGUUCUGCCGGGAUGUGCCCAGGUGUGCAUGGCCUCUUAGGAAGAGUCUUCUUGCUGCUUAAACACCUUGGAUUGUCUCAACCUACAGAAUGACCCUGAAUAAACAACGCCAUUUUGUUUUGCCUUCCAAGGAAGAGAAAUAACUUUGGAGGCCCCUGGGACGUGUGCCUGGGAUUCUGCAGUGAUUUUAAACGAAUAGUUGAGAGUGGGGCUUUGAUAUUCAAGGUCGUCGACAGGAAUCCCAGACUUGACCAAUUGUUACCAGGUCAAGAGUUUUGUAUUCUUGUGACUCUCUCUCUUUUUUGGUUCAGGGGUCUCAUUGUAAAUAUAUGUGCAUUUAUAAAUAAUUUUUGUAUUCAUUGAUCAUAUGUGUUGCAAUGUAAAUAUUUUUGAUAUGCUAAAAUUAUAUAUAUAAUAUCCAGUUAUAAUAUUGACAACAGCUUCUCAGACCACAGAUUUUGUACAACUUGGUUUAGUGAAUCCAAAGAUUUUGUUUCGAGUUUUGAAUACAUACUUGUUAAGAAGUAUAAUAAGUAUAGAAGCACGGUACCUAGUGAUUGCGUGCACACAAACACAAUCUUGGUGUAAUUAACCACUUUCUUGAUACCUAAAGAUUCAUACAUCUAAUCAUUUGUCAUCUGUUUACAAGUGCCAGGUAAUAUAAUCUUUCUAGCAUAAAAAGACUUUCAAAAGACUAGUAGUCUUGUUAUUGCCAUAUACACAUAGAUAAAGGAAAACUUGUUUUGGGAAUAUCUUCGUUCAGCAAAGUACUUUGUUGAUGAGGAAACCAAAGAUUGGUGUUUUUCUCUCUGUGUGUGUUUGUUUUAAACAGUUUAAUAUCUCUUUUGCCAAUGCACAGUAUAUCUUAAGGGAAUACUGCUAUGGGGAAGAACAUGCAGAAACUCAUAAAACUUCAGCAUGGUCCUUGUUUUGUACAAGUGAUUAUUUAAGCCAAAAUGUUUUCUUGAAUUUCUGAUAGCAGAAGGCUUUAUGUUAACAAAAGACUUAGUGCUGUAAUAAAGUGUAAUGAACUAAAGCUCUUCUUUCUUUCUGCUUUCAGAAAGAAAGGCUGUCGGAUUCUGUCCUCUGAGUUUAGUGAGGAGUAGUUAUGUACUAGAUGAAUUCAGUCACUUAAAUGAAAAUAUCAGUUUUUAAGUCAUUGUACAUUUCAAGGGUUUUAAACUUUACGUAAUUUCUCAGCUCUUUGCCAAGAAGUUUGGCUGAAUAUCAUACUAGUUUUCAAUCCUGUUUUUGUCCCAUAGGCAGUAGCACUUUGUAGCUGUUUUAUACUACCACAUCUUUCUUUUUUUUUCCUUUUUAAAUAGCCUCAUUCAUUUUCAUUUUGAACUUAAGUACCACUGUUUUCUUCUCCUUUCAAUUUUGGAUCCCUCUUCUUACUUACUAGGUUGUAUUAAUAGUGUAGCUUGUACUGGGCUGACUUAGAAUCAAGAAACCUGAUUUAGUUUUAGCUCUGCUGCUUACAAGUUGUAUAAUAAAGGGCAAGUCUCUUUACUUCUCAGCCUGACUUUUUCAUUUGUGAAACGAUGUUUUACUAGAUGCUCUAAAGCCCUUUCCAGCUGUAACGUUCUAUGAAUCUGUGGUCCCUCCAGGAAUCAAGGAGGAUUAUCUACUCUAAUAAAAAGCUGCUUUCAUGAAAUAUUUGUUAGAGUAGAACAGGAGUGAUGCUGCUUACUCUGACUUGAGCCAGAUUUAUUUCCUCUAUAGCAGGAGUAAUGCUAUAAGAACCUUUCAUGAGGAGAAAAUACCUUCAGCUUCAAAAACAGUAUCAGUAAACGUGAAGAAUCUUGACUAGAUUGAGAACCACCCUUGGUGUGUUACAGCACACCAGAGUAUCUGAAUCUGUUGAGAGGUAUGCCACUGCUAAUUAGUGACCAGUUUAUGACUUACCUUUCUAAUGUAUUCAAGGUCAUUCUUCUAAUUAUAGUACUCUGACGCACAUUCUGAUGGACUUUCUUCAGUGAGAAAGGUGGAGUUAGAGCAAGGCUGCAGUGAGCAUCAGCCAUUACAUGUGAGAGGACAAAACCAGUGCUCCAGAAAACUUCUCCUUUAGCAGUGGACCCUCUACUGCCCCUGGUGUCAGGCUGCUCCUGUGUAGCCAGGUUCUCUGUUGUGUCAGCUGGCUGAGAUGUCCUCCCAGAUAUUGCUAGCUUUCCUAAAUAAAAACACUCGCCUAAAAAACUAGUCAGGAAUUUGGUUAAAUGGGGAUAGUCUACCCCUGGUCUUAAAAAUAGUAAAUUUAAUAAAUUCUAAUCUUAGGAGGUGGAAUUCCUGAAAUUUUUCAUUACUGUGUGUUUUUGACCAAGCAGAUGCUCUGCUAUAAACAGGAUUAGUGGCUCAUCAUUGUUUCCUCCCAGCCAUGUAAUGUCUGCCUGCCACCGAUUUAAUCAGAAAUGUUGUAAGAGCAAGGCAAACAAAUGCCGAGAGAAAUACUCUGUCCCCCACCCAAUUACCACUUCAUAACAGUAGGGAUGCAUACAUUCUCUUCAUUUGUUUGUGCCCCUCUGAGACUGAUUCUGUAAGCCUACCUUGAAGAAGAAAUAAUGUUUUUCUUGUACUUCAAGCUUCUCUGCCACAGAAUCUACAAGUGUACCCUGUUGGCUUUCUGUCAUUCAGCCUCUGAUGUGGUUUCCCUAGAUGCAGGUGAAUCUGUAGAACAGGAAGUACCAGAAACCCAGCCCAAAGUGCUGUCCCCUCUAAUGUGCCAUCUUAUAAUGCUUUAAAUGUGUAUACUUCUGUAAGGUAAAUGUCAUGUUUAAAAACAGUUACCUUCAUGUUGCCCAUUGGGAGGUUGUAAAAGAAACAUUAAGAUGUUAAGCAACUCAAGAAUCUUACCCAUUUUCCUAAGAAGAGGGAGAGAUAAAGUCUUUAGUUAUGUAGAGGGUUGUCAUAGGGAACAAGGAUUAGAUGAACUCUUUUUAUUCCAUUGGACAGGGGUCAUAUCAGUGGGACAGAAGUUACAGGGAAAUAGAGUUUAUACACUUGCCAAUAAUUCUAUAUAUCCUAACACUCUAAAAAUUAGAUUUGUCUGACAAUAGGAAUAAUCAGCCUUUGAUGGGAGAAGUAUGCACAGAAGCCAAGUAAUCAUCUAUUAAGAGCAUUGGAGAAAUUUCUGUAUUGAAAUGGAAUAUGGACAAGAUGACUUAAACCCUCUUGCAGUUUUAUCAUUGGAAUUCUCCAGAAGCAGUCAGACAGUCUAAAAUCUUCGUCCUUCAGAAUCCUUUGUAUACAGUAAGUUUACUGUAUAAUUUUUAAAAAUUUAUUUUUAACUAAAAGAUUAUGUUCUUUGGUUGACAAAAGGAGCCUGUUCUGUGUUAAUGCAAACCUGAAACUGGGCUUAUUCUUUUGAGGAAAUCUAUAAUGUUCCUAAGCCAAAUGGCGUUACCGUAAUAAAAAAAUGUUACAGCUUAUAACCCCUUUACUCUUUAAUUUUUAUUCCUGUUUCUUUUUUUUUUUAUUCCCCACCCCCUCACCAUUUCUGUAUCAAUGGGACUCCAUGGGAAUGGGAAUGGGAAUGGGAUUGUGGUGGUGUUUUGUACCCAGUGUUUUACCCAAGUGUGUUGUGGCCUCUUCUAAUCGUGUUCAUAGCCACAGAAAUGCCAAAGGAGUGGUGAACUAACAGAGGUAAAUUGGCUGUCAUUUUAUGCUACAUCUUCCAUUUCUUAUUUUGCUUCUUAUGCAAAUUAUAGAAGUAAUUGUGAAGCAACUGGACCUCAAGAAAGUUGAGUUAAGAUUGCUAGGCAACCUGUUAGUAACGUUUCAUUUUUCCAUUACGUGGUCUCUUUCCUAGUUCAGUUUUGGCAGAUGUUUUUCCCUCUUGCUUCUAACCUAAAACUUUUUUGUUUGGAGUACAGUCUAAGUCAACAUCAGUUAACCUUAAUUUUCUUCCUUCUUCCUCUUUCUUUCCUUUCUCCUUCCUUCCUUCCUUUCCUCAGUUCCUCUCUUUCACAACUGCUUGGUUUGUUGACAAAAGUAACAUGUUCUGAAUUGAGAUAUGUUACAAACUUCUCUUAACAACACCUGAAAGCCCAUGAAUCACCUGGAGAUUUUGUGGGUAGUGAAGGACGUGUGUGUGUGUGUGUGUGUACCUGUGCAUGUGUGAGGAGUAAUACUUGGACCUGCUCCCUCAAGGUUGUAUGUUGAGUGUUUCUUAGCAGUUCUAAUAAUCUCUACCAACAGGUGGGGUGAAGGUAAAGAAACAGCUUGAUUUGAACCUGUUUUCAAAUGUAAGGAGUGAAGUGAUCUUUUGUCAUUUCUAAUUGAUCAGCAGGUGGUCAAGUGCUCUUUGGAUAUCUCUUGGCUACUUAAAGUGGCCUCUUGAUCCAUCGAGAGACUACUUCUCCCUCUCCUUUCCCUUUCUCCCUUUUUACCUGUCAGAGGAUGUCAGUCUGAGCUGCUGUGGUACUCGAUGUAUGUAAAGAGAAUUAUAAGCCAAGUUGUCGUUCAGUGUGGCCCUUCCUAGUAUCUAUUUAUAUUUUCUCACACAUGAGAAUGUAUAUUUUAUAAAGCAUGUGUUUGUCUACUUGUUUGUCUACGGUAAUGUCUUCAAUAAAGCUAAAAUACAUGAUGA
Messenger RNA from Dama dama (fallow deer), 8275 nucleotides. It is a transcript of the gene LRIG2, whose product is annotated as leucine rich repeats and immunoglobulin like domains 2. Bases 233 to 3430 code for a protein of 1065 amino acids. The transcript has 18 exons. Gene Ontology annotation, molecular function: protein binding. Lineage: Eukaryota; Metazoa; Chordata; Mammalia; Artiodactyla; Cervidae. The record is from RefSeq and is a predicted model, not a curated record.